This is a messenger RNA of Pongo pygmaeus (Bornean orangutan), 13270 nucleotides long. It is a transcript of the gene ABCA6, whose product is annotated as ATP binding cassette subfamily A member 6. The record is from RefSeq and is a predicted model, not a curated record. NCBI's taxonomy places the organism in Eukaryota, Metazoa, Chordata, Mammalia, Primates, Hominidae. The transcript is spliced from 40 exons. Gene Ontology annotation, molecular function: ATP hydrolysis activity; ATP binding; lipid carrier activity. Bases 375 to 5228 code for a protein of 1617 amino acids. Gene Ontology annotation, cellular component: membrane; intracellular membrane-bounded organelle. Gene Ontology annotation, biological process: transmembrane transport; lipid transport.
CCGUUUUCCCCCUUAUCCCUGUAGUUGAAAGGCUAAGUGAACAAACACAGAGUUUGUUUUAUUCCCAACCAACCACGGAACAGUCAUUUCCUUGCAGAAUAGUUGGCUUAGGGAGAAAGAGACACAGAAAACAAAACAAGUUCAUCAUGUACAGCUUGGUCUGGCUACACCCCUUUUCAGAAACCAGGCUGUGUAAGAGCUGCUGGAGUAGGCACCCAUUUAAAGAAAAAAUGAAGAAGCAGCAAUAAAGAAGUUGUAAUCGUUACCUAGACAAACAGAGAACUGGUUUUGACAGUGUUUCUAGAGUGCUUUUUAUUAUUUUCCUGACAGUUGUGUUCCACCAUGAUUACUUUCUCCUUCAGUGAAUAGGCUAAAUGAAUAUGAAACAGAAAAGCGUGUAUCAGCAAACCAAAGCACUUCUGUGCAAGAAUUUUCUUAAGAAAUGGAGGAUGAAAAGAGAGAGCCUAUUGGAAUGGGGCCUCUCAAUACUUCUAGGACUGUGUAUUGCUCUGUUCUCCAGUUCCAUGAGAAAUGUCCAGUUUCCUGGAAUGGCUCCUCAGAAUCUGGGAAGGGUGGAUAAAUUUAAUAGCUCUUCUUUAAUGGUUGUGUAUACACCAAUAUCUAAUUUAACCCAGCAGAUAAUGAAUAAAACAGCACUUGCUCCUCUUUUAAAAGGAACAAGUGUCAUUGGGGCACCAAAUAAAACACAUAUGGACGAAAUACUUCUGGAAAAUUUACCAUAUGCUAUGGGAAUCAUCUUUAAUGAAACUUUCUCUUAUAAGUUAAUAUUUUUCCAGGGAUAUAACAGUCCACUUUGGAAAGAAGAUUUCUCAGCUCAUUGCUGGGAUGGAUAUGGUGAGUUUUCAUGUACAUUGACCAAAUACUGGAAUAGAGGAUUUGUGGCUUUACAAACAGCUAUUAAUACUGCCAUUAUAGAAAUCACAACCAAUCACCCUGUGAUGGAGGAGUUGAUGUCAGUUACUGCUAUAACUAUGAAGACAUUACCUUUCAUAACUAAAAAUCUUCUUCACAAUGAGAUGUUUAUUUUAUUCUUCUUGCUUCAUUUCUCCCCACUUGUAUAUUUUAUAUCGCUCAAUGUAACAAAAGAGAGAAAAAAGUCUAAGAAUUUGAUGAAAAUGAUGGGUCUCCAAGAUUCAGCAUUCUGGCUCUCCUGGGGUCUAAUCUAUGCUGGCUUCAUCUUUAUUAUUUCCAUAUUCAUUACAAUUAUCGUAACAUUCACCCAAAUUAUAGUCAUGACUGGCUUCAUGGUCAUAUUUAUACUCUUUUUUUUAUAUGGCUUAUCUUUGGUAGCUUUGGUGUUCCUGAUGAGUGUGUUGUUAAAGAAAGCUGUCCUCACCAAUUUGGUUGUGUUUCUCCUUACCCUCUUUUGGGGAUGUCUGGGAUUCACUGUUUUUUAUGAACAACUUCCUUCAUCUCUGGAGUGGAUUUUGAAUAUUUGUAGCCCUUUUGCCUUUACUGCUGGAAUGAUUCAGAUUAUCAAACUGGAUUAUAACUUGAAUGGUGUAAUUUUUCCUGACCCUUCAGGAGACUCAUAUACAAUGAUAGCAACUUUUUCUAUGUUGCUUUUGGAUGGUCUCAUCUACUUGCUAUUGGCAUUAUACUUUGACAAAAUUUUACCCUAUGGAAAUGAGCGCCAUUAUUCUCCUUUAUUUUUCUUGAAUUCAUCAUCUUGUUUCCAACACCAAAGGACUAAUACUAAGGUUAUUGAGAAAGAAAUCGAUGCUGAGCAUCUCUCUGAUGAUUAUUUUGAACCAGUAGCUCCUGAAUUCCAAGGAAAAGAAGCCAUCAGAAUCAGAAAUGUUAAGAAGGAAUAUAAAGGAAAGUCUGGAAGAGUGGAAGCAUUGAAAGGCUUGCUCUUUGACAUAUAUGAAGGUCAAAUCACGGCAAUCCUGGGUCACAGUGGAGCUGGCAAAUCUUCACUGCUAAAUAUUCUUAAUGGAUUGUCUGUUCCAACAGAAGGAUCAGUUACCAUCCGUAAUAAAAAUCUCUCUGAAAUGCAAGACUUGGAGGAAAUCAGAAAGAUAACCGGCGUCUGUCCUCAAUUCAAUGUUCAGUUUGACAUACUCACCGUGAAGGAAAACCUCAGCCUGUUUGCUAAAAUAAAAGGGAUUCAUCCAAAGGAAAUGGAACAACAGGUACAACGAAUAUUAUUGGAAUUGGACAUGCAAAACAUUCAAGAUAACCUUGCUAAACAUUUAAGUGAAGGACAGAAAAGAAAGCUGACUUUUGGGAUUGCCAUUUUAGGAGAUCCUCAAAUUUUGCUCUUAGAUGAACCAACUACUGGAUUGGAUCCCUUUUCCAGAGAUCAAGUGUGGAGCCUCCUGAGAGAGCGUAGAGCAGAUCAUGUGAUCCUUUUCAGUACCCAGUCCAUGGAUGAGGCUGACAUCCUGGCUGAUAGAAAAGUGAUCAUGUCCAAUGGGAGACUGAAGUGUGCAGGUUCUUCUAUCUUUUUGAAAAGAAGGUGGGGUCUUGGAUAUCACCUAAGUUUACAUAGGAAUGAAAUAUGUAAUCCAGAACAAAUAACAUCCUUCAUUACUCAUCAUAUCCCUGAUGCUAAAUUAAAAACAGAAAACAAAGAAAAGCUUGUAUAUACUUUGCCACUGGAAAGGACAAAUACAUUUCCAGAUCUUUUCAGUGAUCUGGACAAGUGUUCUGACCAGGGAGUGACAGGUUAUGACAUUUCCAUGUCAACUCUAAAUGAAGUCUUUAUGAAACUGGAAGGACAGUCAACUAUUGAACAAGAUUUCGAACAAGUGGAGAUGAUAAGAGACUCAGAAAGCCUCAAUGAAAUGGAGCUGGCUCACUCUUCCUUCUCUGAAAUGCAGACAGCUGUGAGUGACAUGGGCCUCUGGAGAAUGCAAGUCUUUGCCAUGGCACGGCUCCGUUUCUUAAAGUUAAAACGCCAGACAAAAGUGUUAUUGACCCUAUUAUUGGUAUUUGGAAUCGCAAUGUUCCCUUUGAUUGUCGAAAAUAUAAUGUAUGCUAUGUUAAAUGAAAAGAUCGAUUGGGAAUUUAAAACCGAAUUAUAUUUUCUCUCUCCCGGACAACUUCCUCAGGAACCCCGUACCAGCCUGUUGAUCAUCAAUAACACAGAAUCAAAUAUUGAAGAUUUUAUAAAAUCACUGAAGCAUCAAAAUAUACUUUUGGAAGUAGAUGACUUUGAAAACAGAAAUGGUACUGAUGGCCUCUCAUACAAUGGAGCUAUCAUAGUUUCUGGUAAACAAAAGGAUUAUAGAUUUUCAGUUGUGUGUAAUACCAAGAGAUUGCACUGUUUUCCGAUUCUUAUGAAUAUUAUCAGCAAUGGGCUACUUCGAAUGUUUAAUCACACACAACAUAUUCGAAUUGAGUCAAGCCCAUUUCCUCUUAGCCACAUAGGACUCUGGACUGGGCUGCCGGAUGGUUCCUUUUUCUUAUUUUUGGUUCUAUGUAGCAUUUCUCCUUAUAUCACCAUGGGCAGCAUCAGUGAUUACAAGAAAAAUGCUAAGUCCCAGCUAUGGAUUUCGGGCCUCUACACUUCUGCUUACUGGUGUGGGCAGGCACUAGUGGACGUCAGCUUCUUCAUUUUAAUUCUCCUUUUAAUGUAUUUAAUUUUCUACAUAGAAAACAUGCAGUACCUUCUUAUUACAAGCCAAAUUGUGUUUGCUUUGGUUAUAGUUACUCCUGGUUAUGCAGCUUCUCUUGUCUUCUUCAUAUAUAUGAUAUCAUUUAUUUUUCGCAAAAGGAGAAAAAACAGUGGCCUUUGGUCAUUUUACUUCUUUUUUGCCUCCACCAUCAUGUUUUCCAUCACUUUAAUCAAUCAUUUUGACCUAAGUAUAUUGAUUACCACCAUGGUAUUGGUUCCUUCAUAUACCUUGCUUGGAUCUAAAACAUUUUUGGAAGUGAGAGACCAGGAGCACUACAGAGAAUUUCCAGAGGCAAAUUUUGAAUUGAGUGCCACUGAUUUUCUAGUCUGCUUCAUACCCUACUUUCAGACUUUGCUAUUCGUUUUUGUUCUAAGAUGCAUGGAACUAAAAUAUGGAAAGAAAAGAAUGCGAAAAGAUCCUGUUUUCAGAAUUUCCCCCCAAAGUAGAGAUGCUAAACCAAAUCCAGAAGAACCCGUAGAUGAAGAUGAAGAUGUUCAAGCAGAAAGAAUAAGAACAGCAACUGCUCUCACCACUUCAGUCUUAGAUGAGAAACCUGUUAUAAUUGCCAGCUGUCUACACAAAGAAUAUGCAGGCCAGAAGAAAAGUUGCUUUUCAAAGAGGAAGAAGAAAAUAGCAGCAAGAAAUAUCUCUUUCUGUGUUCAAGAAGGUGAAAUUUUGGGAUUGUUAGGACCCAAUGGUGCUGGAAAAAGUUCAUCUAUUAGAAUGAUAUCUGGGAUCACAAAGCCAACUGCUGGAGAGGUGGAACUGAAAGGCCACAGUUCAGUUUUGGGCCACCUGGGGUACUGCCCUCAGGAGAACGUGCUGUGGCCCAUGCUGACGUUGAGGGAGCACCUGGAGGUGUAUGCUGCCGUCAAGGGGCUCAGGAAAGCGGACGCGAGGCUCGCCAUCACAAGAUUAGUGAGUGCUUUCAAACUGCGUGAGCAGUUGAAUGUUCCUGUGCAGAAAUUAACAGCAGGAACCAUGAGAAAGUUGUGUUUUGUGCUGAGCCUCCUGGGAAACUCACCUGUCUUGCUCCUGGAUGAACCAUCUACAGGCAUAGACCCCACAGGGCAGCAGCAAAUGUGGCAGGCAAUCCAGGCAGUCGUUAAAAACACAGAAAGAGGUGUCCUCCUGACCACCCAUAACCUGGCUGAGGCAGAGGCCUUGUGUGACCGUGUGGCCAUCAUGGUGUCUGGAAGGCUUAGAUGCAUUGGCUCCAUCCAACACCUGAAAAACAAACUUGGCAAGGAUUACAUUCUAGAGCUAAAAGUGAAGGAACCUUCUCAAGUGACUUUGGUCCACACUGAGAUUCUGAAGCUUUUCCCACAGGCUGCAGGGCAGGAAAGGUAUUCCUCCUUGUUAACCUAUAAGCUGCCCAUGGCAGACGUUUACCCUCUAUCACAGACCUUUCACAAAUUAGAGGCAGUGAAGCAUAACUUUAACCUGGAAGAAUACAGCCUUUCUCAGUGCACAUUGGAGAAGGUAUUCUUAGAGCUUUCUAAAGAACAGGAAGUAGGAAAUUUUGAUGAAGAAAUUGAUACAACAAUGAGAUGGAAACUCCUCCCUCAUUCAGAUGAACCUUAAAACCUCAAACCUACUAUUUCAUUCUGAAUAUCACACAAAAAAAAUUCAAAGACCAAGCAGUAUUCCUUCUGUGAUUUUUUGGAUAAUAAGGGGUUCAAUUCAACAAGAGGAGUUAACUAUCCUAAAUAUAUAUCCACCCAACAUUGGAGCACCCAGAUUCUUAAAACAAUGAUUUCUAGACCUAUGAAAAGACUUAGAGAGCCAAACAAUGGUAGUAGGAAACUUCAACACCCCAUUGACAGUGUUAAACUGACCAUUGAGGUAGAAAACUAACAAGAAAUUUUGGACUUCAAUUUGACACUUGACCAAUUGGACCUAAUAGGCAUCUAGAGAACACUUCACUGAUCAGCACAGAAUAUAUACAUUCUUCUCAUCUGCACACAGAACAUACUCCAAGAUUGGCCACAUGCUCAGACAUAAAAGCAAAUCUCAAUACAUUUUAAAAAGUUGAAAUCAUACCAACCAUACUCUCAGACCACAGUAGAAUAAAAAUAGCAAUACCAAGAAGAUCUCCCCAAAUCAUGGAAUUACAUGGAAAUUUAAAAACUUUCUCCUGAAUGACUUUUCGGUAAAUGAUGAAAUUAAGGCAGAAAUAAAAAAAAUUUUUUGAAAUAAAUGAAAACAGAGAUACAACAUACUCAAAUCUCUGGAAUGCAGCAAAAGCAGUGGUAAGAGGGAAGUUUGUAGCACUAAAUACCUACUUCAAAAAGUUAGAAAGAUGUAAAAUUAACAUUCUAACAUAACACCUGGUGGAACUAGAAGAACAAGAACAAAAUCCCAAAACUAGCAGAAGAAAAGAAAUAACUAAAAUCAGUGCAGAACUAACAAAAUUGAGGCCCAAAAUUCCACACGAAGAAUAAGUGAAACCAAAAAUUGGUUUUUUGAACAGAUAAACAAGAUCGAUAGACAACUAGCUAGACUAAAAAAGAAAAAAAAAAAAGAGAGAAAAUCCAAAUAAGCACAAUCAGAAAUGACAAAGGCGACAUUACAACUGAUCCCACAGAAAUACAAAAGAUCCUCUGAGACUAUUAUGAACACCUCUAUGCACACAAACUAGAAAAUCUAGAGGAAAUGGAUAAAUUCCUGGAAACACGCAAUCUCCCAAGAUCCGACCAGGAAGAAAUUGAAACGCUAGCAGACCAAUACCAAGUUCCAGAAUUGAACCAGUAAUGAAAAACCUACCAACCAAGAAAAGACCCAGACCAGAUGGAUUCACAACUGAAUUCUAUCAGACUUACAAAAAAGAGCUGAGCAAUUUUACUGAAACUAUUCUAAAAAUUCACAGAUGAGGGACUACUCCCUAACUCAUUUUAUGAAGCCAGCAUCACCCUAAUACCAGAACCUGGCAAAGACACAACAAAGAAAACUACAGAACAAUAUCCCUGAUGAAUAUAGAUACAAAUAUCUUCAGCAAAAUGUAAGCAAACUGAAUUUAACAGCACAUCAGAAUUUAGUUUACCAUGAUUAACUUGCCUUAAUUCCUGGGAUACAAGGUUGGUUCAACAUACACAAAUCAAUAAAUGUGAUUUACCACAUAAAGAGAAUUAAAAAUAAAACCAUAUGAGUAUAUCAUUAGAUGUGGGAAAAGCCUAUGAUUAAAUCCAGCAUCCCUUCAUGAUUAAAACCCUCAACAAAAUAGGCAUUGAAGGAACUUACCUCAAAAUAAUAGGAGCCAUCAAUGACAAACCCAUAGCCAACAUUAUACUGAAUGGGCAAAAGAUGGAACCAUUCCCCUUGAGAACUGGAACAAGACAAGGAUGCUCACUUUCACCACUCCUAUUCAACAUAGUACUGAAGUUCUUGCCAGAGUAAUGAUGCAAGAAAAGGAAAUAAAAAUAUCCAAAUAGAUAGCCACACAAAAAAUAAAUUCCUAGGAAUACAUCUAACUUAUCUAACCAAGGAGGUGAAAGAUCUCUGUAAGAUGAAUUAUAAAACACUGCUGAAAGAAAUCAUAGAUGACACAGAAAAAUAUGACAUGCUUAUGUAUUGAAAUAAUAUAGUUAAAAUGGCCAUACUCCCCAAAGCAAUCUACAGAUUUGACACUAUUUCUACCAAACUAUUAAUGUCAUUUUUAAUGGAAUUAGAAAAAAUAUUUUAAAAUUUAUAUUAAAAAGCGUGAAUGGCCGAAACAACGAUAAGCAAAAAGAACAAAGCUGGAGGCAUCACAUUACUUGACUUCAAACUAUACUAUAAGGCUACGGUAACCAAAACAGCAUGAUAUUUGUACAAAAAAGGCAUAUAGACCAAUGGAACAGAAUAGAGAACACAGAAAUAAAGCCACACACCAAUAGCCAUCUGUUCUUUGACAAACAGACAAAAUAAGCAAUUGGGAAAGGACUCCAUAUUUAAUAAAUGGUGCUAGGAUAGUUAGCUAGCAAUAUGCAGAAUAAUCAAAGUGGACCCCCACCUUUCACCGUAUACAAAAUUUAACUCAAGAUGAAUCAAAGAUUUAAACCUAAGACUUCAAACUGUAAGAAUCCUAUGAGAAAACCUAGGAAACACCAUUCUGGACAUCUGCCUUAGGAAAGAAUUUAUGACUAAGUCCUCAAAAGCAAUUGCAACAAAACCAAAAAUGGACAAGCGGGACCUAAGUAAACUAAAGAACUUCUGCACAGCAAAAGAAACUAUCAACAGAGUAAACAGAAAACCUAGAGAACAGGAGAAUAUAUUCAUAACCUAUUCAUCUGACAAAGGUCAAAUAUCAAGAAUCUAUAAGGAACUUAUUUCAACAAGCAAAAAACCAAUAAUCCCAUUAAAAAGUGGUCAAAAACAUGAACAGACACUUCUCAAAGGAAGACAUACAAGCAGUCAACAAACAUGAAAAAAUGCUCAACAUUGCUAAUCAUCAGAGAAAUGCAAAUCAAAUCCACAAUGAGAUACCAUAUUAUACCAGACAGAAUUGUUAUUAUUAAGAAGUUAAAAAACAGCAGAUACCAGCAAGGCUGUGGAGAAAAGGGAACACUGCCACUGUGGAAAGCAGUUUGGAGAUUUCUCAAAGAACUUAAAAUAGAACUACCAUUUGACCCAGCAAUCCCAUUAUUGGGUAUAUAACCAAAGGAAAAUGCACACAAACUAGAAAACCUAGAGGAAAUGGAUAAAUUUCCAAAAAAACAUGACCUCAUAUGCUCAUCACAGCAGUAUUCACAACAGCAAAGACAUGGAAUCAACCGAGAUGCCCGUCAGUGGUGGAUUGGAUAAAGGAAAUGUAGUACAUAUAUACCCUGGAAUAAAAAGGAAUACCCAGCCAAAAAAUACACUCAGCCAUAAAAAGGAACAAAAUCAUGUCCUUUGCAACAACAUGGACACAGCUAGAAGCCAUUAUUCUAAUCGUAGUAAUGCAGGAACAGAAAACCAAAUACCACAUGUUCUCAUUUAUAAGUGGGAGCUAAAUAUUGAGUAUCCAUGGACAUAAAGAUGGCAACAAUAGUCCCCCAGGGAACUAAUAGACAAGGGAGGGAGACAAGGAGAAACUAACAAUUGUUUACUAUACUCACUGUCUGGGUGACUAGAUCAUUUGUAUCCCAAACACAGCAUAUGCAAUAUACUCAUGUAACAAACCUUCACAUGUACCUCCUGAAUCUAAAAUAAAAGUUGAAAUUAUAAAAAUAAAAAUAAAAAUAUUUUUAUAGUCAAUGAAGAAAAUUUGUAUAAUAGAGAAAAAUAUAGAAAUUAUAUAAAAUUGAAUAAAAGAAUCACCAUGUCAAGGAGAUAAUGGAGCAAGAUGGUAGAAUAGUUCUCACCAGUGAUUGUCCUUCUAUAAAAACGUCUAUUUGAAUAACUAUCCACAAAAAGAUCUUCACAAGAGCUAAGAAAACCAGGUGAUAAAUCACGGUACCUGGUUAAAGCAUAAUAAGAAAAGAGGCCAGGCAUGAUGGCUCAUACCUGUAAUCCUAAUGCUUUGGGAGGAUGAGGUGGGAAGAUCACUUGGGACCAGGAGUUCAAGACCAUCCUGGGCGACAUAGCAAGACCCUAUCACUACAAACUACAAAAAAAAAAGUAAAAGUUAGCUAGGUGGUAUGUGCUUGUGGUCCAAGCUACCCAGGAGGCUGAGGUGGGAGGAUUGUUUAAGCCCAGGAGUUUAAGGCUGUCUCUGUCUCCUUCAGUUUUACUCUGAUCUUAGUUAUUUCGUGUCUUCUGCUAGCUUUUGAAUUUGUUUGCUCUUGCUUCUCUAGUUCUUUUAAUUGUAAUGUUAGGGUGUCAAUUUUAGAUCUUUGCUGCUUUCUUGUGUGGGCAUUUAGUGCUAUAAAUUUCCCUCUAAACACUGCUGUAGCUGUCCCAGAGAUUCAGGUAUGUUGUGUCUUUGUUCUCACUGGUUUCAAAGAACUUAUUUAUUUCUGCCUUAAUUUUGUUAUGUACCCAGUAGUCAUUCAGGAGCAGGUUGUUCAGUUUCCAUGUAGUUGUGCAGUUUUGAGUGAAUUUCUUAAUCCUGAGUCCUAAUUUGAUUGCACUGUCGUCUGAGAGACUGUUUGUUAUGAUUUCCAUUCUUUUGCAUUUGCUGAGGAGUGUUUUACUUCCAAUUAUGUGGUCGAUUUUAGAGUAAGUGCUGUGCGGUGCUGAGAAGGAUGUAAUUUCUGUUGAUUUGGGGUGGAGAGUUCUGUAGAUGUCUAUUAGGUCUGCUUGGUCAGAGCUGAGUUCACGUCCUGAAUAUCCUUGUUAAUUUUCUGUCUUGUUGAUCUGUCUAAUAUUGACAAUGCAGUGUUAAAGUCUGCCACUGUUAUAGUGUGAAAGUCUAAGUCUCUUUGUAGGUCUCUAAGAACUCGCUUUAUGAAUCUGGGUGCUCCUGUAUUGGAUGCAUAUAUAUUUAGGAUAGUUAUCUCUUCUUGUUGCAUUGAUCCCUUUACCAUUAUGUAAUGCCCUUCUUUGUGUCUUUUGAUCUUUUUUUGUUUAAAAUCUGUUUUAUCAGAGACUAGGAUUGCAGCCCCUGCUUUUUUUUGCUUUCCAUUUGCUUGCUAAAUAUUCCUCCAUCCCUUCAUUUUGAGCCUAUGUGUGUCUUUGCAUGUGAGAUGCAUCCUGAAUACAGCACACUGACUGAUAAGUCUUGGCUCUUUAUCCAAUUUGCCAGUCCGUGUCUUUUAAUUGGGGGCAUUUAGCCCGUUUACAUUUAAGGUUAAUAUUGUUAUGUGUGAAUUUGAUCCUGUCAUUAUGAUGCUAGCUGGUUAUUUUGCCCAUUAGUUGACGCAGUUUCUUCAUAGUGUUGAUGGUCUUUCCAUUUUGGUUUGUUUUUGCAGUGGCUGGUACCAGUUUUUCCUUUCCAUAUUUAGUGCUUCCUUCAGGAGCUCUUGUAAGGCAGGCCUGGUGGUGACAAAAUCCCUCAGCAUUUGCUUGUCUAUAAAGGGUUUUAUUUCUCCUUCACUUAUGAAAUUCAGUUUGGCUGGAUAUGAAAUUCUGGGUUGAAAAUUCUUUUCUUUAAGAAUGUUGAAUAUUGUCCCCCAAUCUCUUCUGGCCUCUAGGGUUUCUGCCAAGAGAUCCACUGUUAGUCUGAUGGGCUUCCCUUUGUGAGUAAACAGACCUUUCUCUCUGGCUGCCCUUAACAUUUUUUCCCUCAUUUCAACCUUGGUUAAUCUGACGAUUAUGGGUCUUGGGGUUGCUCUUCUCGAAGAGUAUCUUUGUGGUGUUCUCUGUAUUUCCUGAAUUUGAAUGUUGGCCUGUCUUGCUAGAUUGGUGAAGUUCUCCUGGUUAAUAUCCCAAAGAGUGCUUCCCAACUUGGUUCCAUUCUCCCCGUCACUUUCAGGUACACCAAUAAAAUGUAGGUUUGGUCUUUUCACAUAGUCUCAUAUUUCUUGGAGACUUUGUUCAUUCCUUUCUAUUCUUUUUUCUCUAAUCUUGUCUUCAUGCUUUAUUUCAUUAAGUUGAUCUCCAAUCUUUGAUAUCCUUUCUCCCGCUUGAUCAAUUCAGCUAUUAAUACUUGUGUAUGCUUCACAAAGUUCUCAUGCUGUGUUUUUCAGCUUCUUCAGGUCAUUUAUGUUCUUCUCUAAACUAGUUAUUCUAGUUAGCAAUUCCUCUAAACUUUUAUCAAGGUUCUUAGCUUCCUUGCAUUAGGUUAGAACAUGCUCUUUUAGCUCGAAGGAGUUUGUUAUUACUCACCUUCAGAAGCCUACUUCUGUCAAUUCAUUAAACUCAUUCUCUAUCCAGUUUUGUUCCCUUGCUGGCAAGGAGUUUUGAUUUUUUGGAGGAGAAUAGGCAUUCUGGUUUUUUGAAUUUUCAGCCUUUUUGCACUGGUUUUUCCUCAUCUUCGUGGAUUUAUCUACCUUUGGUCUUUGCUGUUGGUGACCUUUGGAUGGAGUUUUUGCGUGGUCGUCCUUUUUGUUGAUGUUGAUGCUAUUGCUUUCUGUUUGUUAGUUUUCCUUCUCACAGUCAGGCCUCUCUUCUGCAGGUCUACUGGAGUUUGCUGGGGGUCCACUCCAGACCCUGUUUGCCUGAGUAUCACUAGCGGAGGCUGCAGAACAGCAAAAAUUGCUGCCUGCUCCUUCCUCUGGAAGCUUCGUCCCAGAGGGGCACCCGCCAGAUGCCAGCUGGGCUCUUCUGUAUGAACUGUCUGUCAACCCCUGCUGGGAGGUGUCUCUCUGUCAGAAGGCACAGGGGUUAGGGACUCACUUGAGUAGGCAGUCUGUCCCUUAGCAGAGCUCGAGCACUGUGCUGAGAGAUCCACUGCUCUCUUCAGAGCCAGCAGGGAGGAACAUUUAAGUCUGCUGAAGCUGUGCCCACAGCUGCCCCUUCUCCCAGGUGCUCUGUCCCAGGGAGAUCAGAGUUUUAUCUAUAAGCCCCUGAUUGGGGCUGCUGCCUUUCUUUCAGAGAUGCCCUGCCCAGAGAGGAGGAAUCUAGAGGGGCAGUCUGGCUAUAGUGGCUUUGCUGAGCUGUGGUGGACUCCACCCAGUUUGAACUUCCUGGCAGCUUUGUUUACACUGUGUGAGGAAAACCACCUAUUCAAGCCUUAGUAAUGGCAGACACCCCUCCCUUCACCAAGCUCGAGCACCCCAGGUCGACUUCAGACUGCUGUGCUGGCAGUGAGAAUUUCAAUCUAGUGGAUCUGACAUUGCUGGGCUCUGUGAAGGUGUGAUCUGCUGAGCUAGACCACUUGGUUCCCUGGCUUCAGCCCCCUUUCCUGGUGAGUGAACGGUUCUGUCUCACUGGCGUUCCAGGUGCCACUGGGGUACAAAAAAAAUUCCUGCAGCUAGCUCGGUGUCUGCCCAAAUGGCCACCCAGCUUUGUACUUGAAACUCAGGGCCCUGGUGGUGUAGGCACCCAAGAGAAUCUCCUGGUCUGUGGGUUGUGAAGACCAUGGGAAAAGCAUAGUAUUUGGGCCGGAGUGCACCAUCCCUCAAGGCACAGUCCCUCACGCUUCCCUUGGCUAGGGGAGGGAGUUCCUUGACCCCUUGUUCUUCCCGGGUGAGGCAACGGCCCACCCUGCUUCUGCUCCCCCUCCGUGGGCUACACCCACUGUCUAACCAGUCCCAAUGAGAUGAACCGGGUACCUCAGUUGGAAAUGCAGAAAUCACCCGUCUUCUGUGUUGAUCUCGCUAGGAGCUGCAGACCAGGGCUGUUCCCUUUCGGCCAUCUUGCCCGGGAGCUGCAUUUUAUUUUUUAAAUUUUUGUAUUUUUUUGUUCAUUUAUAUUUAUGCUUUAAUCUUUUUCUUAUCUAUUAUAUAAGCAUUUUAUGUAAUUAAAUAUUUUAUCUGUAUAUUUUACAGAUAUAAUUGUAUCUGAAGAGUUACAUUUCCAAACCUGUGAUAAAUAACCUAUAAUUUGUUCAUUCUGGAACCAUUAGUGCUUUAUAAAUGUAAAUUUGUUUUAUAAUGAUAGUUGAAUUUAUUUAAAUUAUUUCUAAAACCCAAGCAAUAAAUUCUCCUGUCUUGCUCAAAUGAAUAACAUGACAAUAUAUAUAACCACUUUAGAUAACAAUAUAAUGAAAUCUUUGCUUGUGUUUUUGAUAAACUAUAAGUUUUCUUAAGUGUUAUGGAAAUGUUUACAAGAUACUGAGUAACCAACAUCAGAUAUAGUAUAAAUGUUUUAAAAGUAUUAAAAUGGACAUAGUUUGCUAAAAA